CUUGUUGCGUUUACCAGCUAACACUAGCCAUGUUUGUUUUUAACCCAGAUGCCUCAUUAAGCUCUUGGCAGCUGGUUUGGUGCAGUGUAACAUCUAGGCUGAGGGCUGUGCAAGGGGAGCAUUAAGUUAAACCAUUUCUGAUAUAUUUAAAAUAUUUCAUCUAUCACUGCUAACGUUAGCCCGCCGCUAGCAGUGCCACAGUUUUGGAGCCAGCUUGUGCCCCUCGUCAAAAAUGGCUCUCAUAGCACUGGAACACUGACUUAGUAUUGCACUAAUAUCACCCCCUUUUUAUUUCGCCAGAUAGCUACAAUCUAUGUGAUGAAUUUUUCUGAAAAGCUUGCUCCAUCAUUAUAUAAAGGUCGUGCAGCUGCAGAGAGGAGAGGAGGCUCAUGAAAAAUAAUGUAAAACAUGUCCUGAGUUAUGCAUUGCCACUGUUCUUCAUGAAAUAUAGAUACAGUUUAUUGUCGCUGCAGUUUACUUUUCAUGGAAAUAAUGGACGAUUCCCAUUUCAACUCAUCAUACUUUUGGUCUCCCAUCCCCACUGUACAAGGACAGAUCGAGAACGCCAUGUUCCUGAACAAGGCAAAAGAGCAGCUAGGUCCAGAAAAGGCCAGUGCUCCCUCCUUCCCUCAUUCCUCUGCAUCCUCCACCUCCACUCCCCACUACCCCACGGCUGUGCUUGCUAUCCCUGGCUCAGUGGACGCAGGGGCUGGGGUACGGGUGGUCCCCAAACAGGAAGGAGGUGGGAGUACUGCAGGAGGAGGAGGCAGUGGCGGCGGAAGUGGCAACACGCCCUUAAGUGCGGUUGGGGGACACCUGCACCAGUCGCACACCUCCCAGAACGUCACCGUUGUGCCUGUUCCUUCAACGGGCAUCAUGACUGCAGCAGGGUUAGUGAUCACCACCCCUCAAGGCACACUGGUCCCCACUGCCUCCACACAGUCAUUUGUAGCUGGACCCCCCACUGCCACCACCAUGAUAGUGUCUGCAGUGCACCCCUCGAGUACAGACAAGAAGGAUGACAUUUCAGUCCCUCCUGCAGUUGUCAUGCCAACACCAUCAAAGCGAGGCAGGAAGAGCAAACAGGUGAUGAACAGAUUAUCUGGAGUGGGCGGGGUCCUCCCUCCAGGAAGUGAUGCAUUAAUAUUGGCACACCUCGCUGCUGGUGGACAGCAUCACACUGCUGACCCAUAUGACCUGUCGAAUGAUGAGGAUGAUCAUACAAACAAAGAUGGCCCCAAAUCCUACAGGUGUCGGAUGUGUGCAGUGACAUUCUUCAGCAAGUCAGACAUGCAGAUCCACGCUAAGUCCCACACCGAGGCCAAGCCCCACAAGUGCCCCCACUGUUCCAAGUCAUUUGCCAACUCCAGCUACCUGUCCCAGCACAUCCGCAUCCACAGCGGGGCCAAGCCCUAUACCUGCACCUAUUGCCAGAAAACAUUCAGACAGCUCAGCCACCUACAGCAGCACACACGAAACCACACUGAGGCCAAGCCCCACAAGUGCCCCCACUGCUCCAAGUCGUUUGCCAACUCCAGCUACCUGUCCCAGCACAUCCGCAUCCAUACCGGGGCCAAGCCCUACACCUGCUCCUACUGCCAGAAAACAUUCAGGCAGCUCAGUCACCUACAGCAGCACACACGGAUUCACACUGGUGACAGACCGUACAAGUGUAACCACCCUGGCUGUGAAAAGGCUUUCACUCAGUUGUCCAACCUACAGUCUCACCGUCGGCAGCACAACAAAGACAAGCCGUACAAGUGCCAUAACUGUAACCGUGGUUACACAGAUGCUGCGAGCCUGGAGGUGCACCUGUCCACACACACCGUCAAACAUGCCAAGCUGUUCUCCUGCGGCCUCUGUAACCGAUCCUACACCUCGGAGACAUAUUUAAUGAAACACAUGAGGAAACACAACCCUGACCCGCUAACAGUGGCAGCAACAGUAGCUGCUCAGCAGGCCCAGGGCCUUACACCAGGUGGAGGAGGGGGCAGGGGCCGAGGCCGUGGCCGAGGGAGAGGAGGAGGUGCAGGCAGAGCGGGGCAGCUCCAAAGCCAGAACAACCCUAACAGUACCAACCAGAACCCUAACCCUGGACCCCCAGGCAGCUACCAGCCACCUCAGCAGCCCACGGAAGCUGUGGUCCCGUGCCCGUUUGACCUGCACCAGUACAAGACAGUGGCAGCCCGUGAGAUCCAGUACAAACCAGUCACUGUGGCGGGCCUGCCCGCGGGCCCCCACCUCACUGUCUCCACAUCAGCUAUACAGGUGGAGCACAUGAACUCGUAGGCGGCGUCUUCCCACUGUAUUUGAUGAAUUACUAAUCGUGUCUGCAAUGUAAACAUGUCCAUGUGAGCAAGUUAUUCAACUGUGUUCAGUGUUCUAGUCUUCCUCAAACAACAUGGCUGAUCCCUUGGAAAUUUUACCACUGUGCUGUCAAGAUGCAAAUAAUAUGGCGUAUUUAUACUUUACUAAAUUUGAACAUGCAUUAAAACACUAGUGGGAUCAGUUUAGAUUCACUCUCCUGUGAUUUUGACUGACAUUAAUUUGGAAGGGGUUGAAAAGGCCAUGUUCAAAGAUACAAGAGAAAUUUAAUUCACCCAAAGGCAUUUGUUUCUUCAUACUAAGAAGCUAUAAUGCUGAAUGCACAUUAAAUUACUUGUUAGAAAACAGAUAUUUUACAGUAUGCUUCUCGAUUCCUGAGCCUACUUGUGCCAAGUAUCUCUCAGUAGAAGUUCUGGUCUAGGACACGGAUAGAGGCAUUUUAUUUUUCAGUUUGGAUCCACAUUCCUCCAAAGCCAAUUUUCUCAAAAGCAUCUUUAGUCUAAUUUCACCUUUUCUCAGAUAUGAGUCAGUGUAAAACACUUAAUACACUGAUCCUGAACCAGCUGUGCUGCUCUGAGGAUACUGGCAAAUGUGGCUCACUGGUGUCCCUACUCUUUUUUAUUGCAUUUUUUGCAAUAGGUGUCACUGGAGGAUGAAGGUGUAAAAUAUCUGUAAAAUGCUAAAAAAAAAAUUACACUAUUCUUUGCAUAUUUGUGAUCUAAAGAAUGGUGUAAUGUUUGAACCCAUUCAGAUCACAGUCCGAACAUUCUCCACUGUUUAGUUCAAGCCGAACAAGGGAGGGAAAGAAGACAAGGAAUCAGUGACGGGACUAGAGAUUCACAGUAGCAACUGAAACAGGACAGUUGUAUUGAUAUGAAUAAGGAGGAAGGACUAAUUUGUUUUGAAUGGGCUGGAAUGACACUACCAAGGUGCCAGAGGCUGGAGGUUGAAGCCUGUGAAAAACACCACAAAGGAAGAGGAGCAGCAGGAGGAUAAGAACAUGGUGCACUGUGGGAUUAGGCUACAGCCUGUGGUUGAAGCUCAAAGCGUUCAUUUUACAACUCAUGAUGUCCUUAUUUACACCCACCUCCCCUCAGACAGCGAGGAGCGCAGAGCCAUGUCUGUGUCGGAGCCCAAAGUGUUGAACUGAAGAGAGAAUGCACUAAAAGUGAGGAACCCAAUGGAAAUGAGAGAGAAGGGGGUGGUGGGGUGGAAGGGGUCAUAAAGAAAGCACUUGAUGAAGCUUGUACUUCACACCUAUGUUUGUCAUCAUUGUACUUUUUUUUAUAUAUCAUAUGUAUGUAUUUUUCUACCAACAGAUGAUCGUGUGAACAAGCUCAGAGAGAAAGCAAAGUGAGUGCAUGAAUGUGAAGGGCACAGAGAGAAGCGUCCUAACAGAGCAUUUUGUCCCACUGUUUUAUUACUGUUCAAAGCAAAAGGCAGUUUACUAUCCUCUAAUGAGUAAAGACAGCUAGUCAUUGUCGCAGUGUUUGUUGGGGAAAUAAUUAUUGUGUGAUAAAAACGGCUGACAGGUACUGUUAUCAAACUUUUUUAAGGAACAUUUCAUACAUAUUAUUACUUUCAUUAUAAAUGUAUUGCAAAUGUUAUCCACAUUAUUAUCAAUCCAGGCAUUAUUGUAUUGCAGUAUGCUGUACAUAAAAUAGAUAGAAGACUUUUUCAUCUGUUACAGGGAAGUAUGUCCUGUGUAAAGCAUAUGUGGAAACUACAGGAAUUCAAAUCAACAAGUACCAAAUCACUGGCUGUGUCCCAGGUCACCUUUAGUGCUGAUGCACCAUGAACACUAGGCUCAGCACUGUCUGCAAAGAAUGAUCAGCUCUGGGCCUAGGAAGUCUGGAAAAGUUGGGUAAAUUGGCCUGUUAUUUGGCUUAUUAGACAAGGAUGUUGUGACACUGCAAAAGUGAACUUGUGCAAUCAGAAAACCAGUUUUUAACACUGAUCGCCUGUGAGAGGUCCUUCAUGCACACUUGUACAAAUGAUCAGGGUGGGAAGCCAUCUAUACUUUAAUGACUAACAUGAAACGAGGUUGUGACUAAGGUGACCCAGGACACUGGUGGCAUGUUUGUGCAGCUCUCUACCCAAUUAAAAUGUUCAAGCAGCCUG
Monopterus albus (swamp eel) is the source of this 4446-nucleotide messenger RNA. It is a transcript of the gene znf384a, whose product is annotated as zinc finger protein 384 a. Gene Ontology annotation, molecular function: DNA-binding transcription factor activity; RNA polymerase II cis-regulatory region sequence-specific DNA binding. The record is from RefSeq and is a predicted model, not a curated record. The transcript has 11 exons. Gene Ontology annotation, biological process: regulation of transcription by RNA polymerase II. Gene Ontology annotation, cellular component: nucleus. Bases 484 to 2289 code for a protein of 601 amino acids. Lineage: Eukaryota; Metazoa; Chordata; Actinopteri; Synbranchiformes; Synbranchidae.